Molecule: messenger RNA, 819 nt
Organism: Amphimedon queenslandica
Lineage: Eukaryota; Metazoa; Porifera; Demospongiae; Haplosclerida; Niphatidae
Product: cell death-inducing p53-target protein 1 homolog
Exons: 3
Coding region: 123-656 (177 amino acids)
Source: RefSeq, a predicted model, not a curated record
ACCAGUUACCACCCACUCAAAGCUAAGGUUUGAGGUCGGAUCUCUCAGUUCAACUUUUUGCUCGUAAACCGCUUUAGUUCAGUUCAUUUGGUAGUUUUUCUGAGGUACACAGGGUAUACACAAUGACUGAUACAGCUCCUCCCUUAGAUGAAAAGAGUAGUUAUCCUCCUCCUUAUCCAAAUCCACAAGAAGGAGGUUACCCUCCACCUCAAGGAGGCUACCCACCACCCCAGUCCUAUCCACCACCACAAGAAGGAUACCCUCCUCCUCAGCAAGGAGGAUAUCCGCCCCCUCAAGGGAGCUAUCCACCCCCACAGCAGCAAGGGUACCCACCCCCUGGGUAUUCCGAUCCACAGGCUCCUCCUCCUCAGCAGCAGCAAUCAGCUGCUACUACAGUUGUUGUUCAGCAGCAACCUGUUGAGGUAAAGGUAGCCUUCCGGGAUAGGCCAGUUGUGUUACCUGAUGGGAAUACCACUGUUCUACGCUAUAAGAUUGGUCUUCUUAGCUGGAUUGUGGUCGGUAUUGUGUGUCUGGUUACGCUAGAGUGUGGUAUCUGCUGUGUUGGGUUCAUUGCUCUUCUGAUUGAUGGACUGAAGGACGUAGAGCACGUUCAUCCAGUCACUGGUCAAGUUGUUGGAGUCUAUAAACGUAUCUAGCCAACACAUGAUGAGGAUUGAUUAUUGAACAAUGCUCCUCGUUUUAUCUACUUUAACGCAUUGUCUGUAUUGUCUUACUGAUUGAGUAAACUUUUUAUUUGUGUCGCUCAUUCUGCUAUAAUUUUUAGAAAUUUAUUUUAAAGAGAUUAUAACAAUGAUUCAA